This is a messenger RNA of Cololabis saira (Pacific saury), 4846 nucleotides long. RefSeq names its product protein kinase cGMP-dependent 2 (gene prkg2). The record is from RefSeq and is a predicted model, not a curated record. Lineage: Eukaryota; Metazoa; Chordata; Actinopteri; Beloniformes; Belonidae. Gene Ontology annotation, biological process: protein phosphorylation. Bases 671 to 2992 code for a protein of 773 amino acids. Gene Ontology annotation, molecular function: cGMP-dependent protein kinase activity; ATP binding. The transcript is spliced from 18 exons.
GGCACCGAGAUCGGGCAGGUAAGAACCGGGAUCCCCCCCCCGGUCCCCCCAACCGCACAUUUCCCAUCUCAGCAGAGACGUGACGAGGCGUCAGGAGUUGCAGGUGCACGAACGGCAGCAGGAUUUCCAGAGCGGCUGCUCCGACUCAUGUGUGCUGAUACGGGCUGUGAUUCAGAUGUUCAGAGUAAAGUGCUGGAGGACGGACGGACGGACGGACGGGACCACAGCCGGAAUGUCAUGAAUGAAGUCUACUGUACGUGUGAGGGGGCGACGGUCCCUCUCAACAACAACCGGAUUGUUCUAAGACCUUUUCCCACAUGUGCACUCUCAUGUGGAGAGAAACCAGCGUCAGAGAGUCUUGAUCCCAGAAGCUGCUCGGCUUCAUAACCUCCCAGCCAGAAGUGCGUAUUGCUGAUCCGUCCGAGCAGACGUGUAAUACAAUACUUCCUGCUUUCUGAAUUAUAGAUGGGGAAGACACACUCAUUGACUUUUAUGUACUGGCUCUUCUAUUGGUCGGCUCUCUUUCCUCGCAGCAUCAGCUCUUCUGUUGGGAAACUCACUCGCAGCAUCCUCGGCCCUCGGACCUGUUCUCUGCUUCCUACUUUUAGGAUCCCCUCAAUCUUUCCAGCGAAUCCAGGAGUGUGGAUGUCUCAUCUGUGCAGGUGAUGCGAUGGGGAACGGCUCGAUGAAAUCAAAGCGCUACAAGCCCGGCGAAGGAUCUGGUUCUGCCUCCAAUGGCCGAGCCCACAAGGAACAGCGAGGCGGCUCCAGAAACGGGUCCCUGGACCCCCUGCGGGCCCGGGUGGAGGAGCUGGAGCGGGAGGGCAAGAGGAAGGACGAGGAGCUCUGCGUCAAAGAGCAGCAGAUCCGAGGUCUCCAGGAGCAGCUGGUCCGACAGACGAGGGCGGUGUCCGAGCUGAGUGAGGAGCUGCAGGCCAAGUGCAUCCAGCUCAACAGGCUGCAGGACGCCGUGAGGAGUGGGGGCCCGGCGGGACCCGCCUCGCAGGCCAAGAGAAGCCCCAACCUCAGUGUUCGCAUCAAGGAAACGCUCAACAGGAGGAGAGGGGCCAAAGCCGGGGUGUCAGCGGAGCCCACGUCCAGGACCUACGACUCCAGCGGGCUGCCCAAGUUCUCCUUCGAGAAAGCUCGGGUGUCCAAAGAUGCAAGUGUAAAGAAGCUGCUGACGGACGCCCUGAACAAGAACCAGUACCUGAAACGGUUGGAGCUGCAGCAGAUCAAAGACAUGGUGGAGUGCAUGUACGAGUGUGCCUACCAGCAGGGAGAGUACGUCAUCAAGCAGGGGGAACCAGGGAACCAUCUGUUCGUCCUGGCAGAUGGGAGGCUGGAAGUGUUUCAGCAUAACAAACUGCUCACGACGAUAUCGGUGUGGACCACAUUUGGGGAGUUGGCCAUUCUGUACAACUGUACGAGGACGGCAUCAGUGCGAGCCGUCAACAGGGUGCGGACCUGGGCUUUGGACCGGGAGGCCUUCCAGAACAUCAUGAGGAGGACGGCUGAGACGCGACAUGAGCAGUACCGCAACUUCCUCCGGAGUGUUUCGCUGUUGGCUAAUCUACCAGAGGACAAGCUGAGCAAAAUAGUGGACUGCCUCGAGGUGGAAUACUACGACAAGGGAGAGUACGUCAUCCGGGAGGGAGAGGAGGGAAGCACCUUCUACAUUAUCGCGCAGGGAAAGGUGACGGUGACCCAGACCACCGCGGCGCACCAGUCGCCUCAGAUCAUCAACACACUGCAGAAGGGAGACUACUUCGGCGAAAAAGCCCUUAUAAGUGACGACGUCAGGUCGGCCAAUAUCAUCGCUGACGAGGACGGCGUGGAGUGCCUGGUCAUCGACAGAGAGACGUUUGACCAGACCGUCGGUAAUUUCAACGAGCUGCAGAGGCACCUCCAAGGCUACGUGGCGUCGCUGGACCGGGAUGAUAAGAAGAGACACGCUAAGAAGUCAGUGUCGCGGCACCAGAGUCAGACGCUGUCUCCCGACGUCAUCCGGCUGAAGGACAUGGUGUCGGCGUUCCCGCCGUCCAGGCCCUUCGAUCACCUCGAUGUCGUCGCCACUCUCGGGGUCGGUGGGUUUGGACGCGUGGAACUGGUCAAGGUGAAGGGCAGGGACACGACCUUCGCGCUGAAGGUCAUCAAGAAGAAGCACGUGGUGGAGAACCGGCAGGAGGAACACAUCCACUCGGAGCGGAGGAUCCUCACCGAGGCUCGAUCGCCGUUCAUCGUCAAAUUGUAUCGCACCUUCAGGGAUAACAAGUACGUGUACAUGCUGCUGGAGGCCUGUCUGGGUGGAGAGAUCUGGAGUCUGCUCAGAGACAGGGGGAGCUUCGAUGAGCCCACCGCCAAGUUCUGCGUCGGCUGCGUGACCGAAGCGUUUGAAUACCUCCAUCGCAAAGGUGUCCUCUACAGAGACCUGAAGCCUGAAAAUCUCCUGCUGGACACGGAUGGAUACAUCAAACUGGUGGACUUUGGUUUUGCCAAGAAGAUCCGAUGCGGCCAGAAGACUUGGACCUUCUGCGGCACGCCAGAGUACGUGGCCCCAGAGAUCAUCCUCAACAAAGGCCACAACUUCAGUGUGGACUUCUGGGCUUUGGGCAUCCUGGUGUUUGAGCUUCUCACCGGCAGCCCUCCGUUCUCAGGGAGCGACCAGAUGAUGACUUACACGUUCAUCUUGAAGGGCAUAGAAAAGAUGGACUUCCCAAAGAAGAUCACCAAGAGACCCGAGGACCUCAUACGCAAACUGUGCAGGCGGAACCCAUCAGAGCGACUGGGAAACCUCAAAAAUGGGAUAACUGAUAUCAAGAAGCACAGGUGGUUUAACGGCUUCAACUGGGAGGGGCUGAAGGCCAGGACGAUACCGUCUCCACUGAAGCGAGACGUCACAGGACCGACCGAUCACAGUUAUUUUGACAGUUACCCUCCAGACGAGGACAGUCCUCCUGACGAGCUGUCCGGCUGGGACGUGGACUUUUGAGAACUUCUUCUCUGUCUCGCUGUUAUUUACCUACAUUUCAGAUGUUAAUGGCAAAAAAAAAAUCUAUGCGCCUAUGAUGAUGGGUAGAACAUAAAAACCUAUCAAAGAACUCUCCUCUGAAACCACCCCCCCCCUCCAUCACUGCUGUGACCGGUACGCUGGACACAGAGAAAUAAAGUGGGUGCAGUCGGGGGGUUAUGUGCAGGCAUUAAAGCUGACAUCCAUUAUAAGACGUUACUGUGGUCCUCCCUGUCGUAGUAGGGCAGAUGGGAGGUCACUAGAGGACGUUAGCAGAGGUCUUAGUGCCGCUUCCAACACUUCACCUUCACGCAUAAACCAACCCAGCAGAGGACAACGUGGAGGGAAUGUUGGAGGUGAUGCUCGCAGCGGGAAACAAAACCAUCCAAGUUGCUGCAUGUGGCUCGCCAAGCAGCCUCCAACGCAGACGGAGAUCCUCUAAUGACCACUAGGGGGCCGGUUCCACAAAUGGAUGAAUCCCCGUUGACCCACAUGUUAAUGUUUACUACUUAUUCUUGACUAUUUGAAUGAUGGCUAUGGGAAAGGAGGAAGGGUAGAGAGAAUGGAGGGAUGUUAGAAAUUAAAAACAGCUAGAGGAUGAAUUAUUGAUAAUUAAAAUGCUCCAUCAGCAGGUCCCACGAUUGCUCAAACACUUUUUUUUUUUCACUCAGGAGAUUUAGCUUGGCGUUUCUUCUUUCCAUAUGAAAAGGUUAAUUUUGUGCAAAACACACAAGGAAAAGACAAACUUUUUUUUUUGUUUCCAUCCAGAUCGUAGUACAAGCAGCCAGAAGUUCGGCACGUCCUGUCGGCCCUACGAGGUGUAGCACAGACAACGGCACGUCUUUGAGCCGCAGUUGGAGAAGCACAAAAAAAAACAAACCCACAAUUUUGAUAUAAAGAGGCUUCUCUCUCGCUCUGCUGUUAUCCGACAUUACCUUUCACAUUUCCUGCCAAACCUCAAAUCCCCCCCAGACUUCAGAGCAGGAGUUCUCGUUCAACAACCUUUCAGAAGGGGAAAGACUUUCCACGACGUUGUCGACACUCGCGCUACAAAUCCAAGCCUGUCAUUUCAAAAUAAAAGGCCCCUUCGGCCGACCCGAGUCAUUACGGUGCAGCUGCUUGGCGGUAACUGAUCACGGCGUAUCGAUAUGAUUCAAUAACACAAAGAUCUUCGUUUGUAUCAAUCAAGAAUAUAAACAAAUGGAUUUUUGUGCUUUCCCAAGAAACCUGUGAUGCACGCACGCACGCACGCACGCACGCACGCACGCACGCACGCACGCACGCACGCACGCACGCACGCACGCACGCACGCACGCACGCACGCACGCACGCACGCACGCACGCACGCACGCACGCACGCACGCACGCACACACACUCUCUUUCAACGACAAAGUGAGGAAACGUCAACAUGUAACUUAAGAAGCUUCAUCUCUGCUGCAGUUUCAAAGCUGUUAUUGAUUACCGCUUCAGCUCCGCUGAGCCUCCGGGAUAGUUGCUCAGGAAUAAAAAUUAAAAGUGGGCCGGGGACUUCGUCUCUGCUCCGGUGGCGAGCGAGUCUUGAAACGGAUCAGUGUUCCCAGUAUUAUUCCUUUACAUUCCUUCAAUCAGCUCGCAUAUUAAUCUUUUACAGAUAUUUUCACACAAUUUUCUUCACGUUGACUCCAGAUGUGUGUGGGGCUUCUUUUUUUUGUGAAGAAAUCAGUGAAGCAGCUGCAAACGCUUUCUUUCUUACAUCUGAGCGAAUUAGUGAUUAAACAUGGAGUUUGUGUUUGGCUCCAGGUGGGCGAAGUUGUGAAAUCUGCUGCAAGGUGAUUCUGGACAGCGUGGAUGUGGAU